GAGACAGAUAUAUAUAUCACACCGCCCUCAUAUCACCUAGAUAUCAGCGCAGCGGAACAAAACAGUGUCAUGGCGCAGCAGGAGAUCAUCCUCUAUGAUAUUCCGCGGCAGGAGCUAGAGAAGGGAGGUUGGUCAGGAAACACCUUGAAAGCGAGACUUGCGCUAGAGUUCAAGGGCUUACCGUACAAGACAGUCUGGGUCGAGUAUCCUGACAUCGCGGCUCAUUGCCACAAGAUCGGUGCCCCGCCCACUGGUCAAAGGGACGGCAAGCCCCUUUACACGCUUCCGGUCAUCAAAGAUCCCAACACGAACGCUGUUGUCUCGGACUCGUAUGCCAUCGCGGAAUACCUGGAUGCACAUUAUGCUGCCCCUCGGCCUCUUAUACCUGCGGGCACCGAGGGCCUGCAGGCCGCGUUCUUCAAAGCGGUCACGGAUACCGCUUUGAGGAGCGUCUUGCACCCUACAAUCCUCAAGCGCGUUUCCGAAUUCCUGAACCCUCCGAGUCAAGAAUACUUCAUCCGCACGAGAGAAGCAGUGUGGGGAAAGCUGGACGACGUCUGUCCCCCUGGACCGAAGCGAGAGCAGCAGAUGAAGGCUGCGAAGGCUGGCUUCGACAUUGUCAAUGGCUGGUAUGCGAAGGCUGGGGAAGACAAGCUAUACCUGAUGGGCGAUACACCUUCAUGGGCAGACAUUAUAGUUGCCGCGUAUACGUUGAGCAUCAAGCGUAUACAUGGCGAGAAUUCCGAUGAGUGGAGGCAGUUGUCAAGCUGGCACGGCGGUAGAUGGGCUAAGCUGGUUGAUGCUCUAGGGAGCUCCACUUGACGUGCCCAAGGUAGCUAUGUAACAGUGUAAUAUGUAAAGAAGAGUAAAGAAUCAUCCAUUUCUGUGUAUCUGA
Gloeophyllum trabeum ATCC 11539 is the source of this 895-nucleotide messenger RNA. RefSeq lists its product as uncharacterized. The coding region runs from base 70 to 822 and encodes 250 amino acids. NCBI's taxonomy places the organism in Eukaryota, Fungi, Basidiomycota, Agaricomycetes, Gloeophyllales, Gloeophyllaceae. The record is from RefSeq and is a predicted model, not a curated record. The transcript is spliced from 2 exons.